Sebastes umbrosus (honeycomb rockfish) is the source of this 2927-nucleotide messenger RNA. It is a transcript of the gene flot1b, whose product is annotated as flotillin 1b. Gene Ontology annotation, biological process: protein localization to plasma membrane; positive regulation of cell-cell adhesion mediated by cadherin; positive regulation of endocytosis. NCBI's taxonomy places the organism in Eukaryota, Metazoa, Chordata, Actinopteri, Perciformes, Sebastidae. The transcript is spliced from 13 exons. The record is from RefSeq and is a predicted model, not a curated record. Gene Ontology annotation, cellular component: plasma membrane. Bases 155 to 1438 code for a protein of 427 amino acids.
GGUCACUACGUCACUGCAGACUUCCCACUCUCCUUCUUCUUACAACACAUUUCUACCAUUCCAGUUGACGGAAAGCAGCUUAGUGACUGACCGUAGCAACACAGCCUCCAUUUAACAGGAUUGCUUUUUACAUUGACCGCAUCUCGGAAUCAAGAUGUUUUACACGUGUGGACCCAAUGAAGCUAUGGUGGUGUCUGGCUUUGGCCGUUCUCCUCCUCUGAUGAUUGCUGGAGGAAGAGUGUUUGUCCUUCCAUGUAUUCAGAAGAUCCAGAGAAUCACGCUCAACACCCUGACUCUAAAUGUGAAGAGUGACAAAGUCUACACCCGUCACGGCGUCCCUAUCUCUGUCACUGGCAUUGCACAGGUGAAGAUCCAGGGCCAGAACAAAGAGAUGUUGGCCACAGCCUGUCAAAUGUUCAUGGGCAAGUCUGAGAUUGAGAUCGCCCAGAUUGCUCUGGAAACACUGGAGGGACACCAGAGAGCCAUCAUCGCCCAUUUGACUGUGGAGGAGAUCUACCAGGACCGUAAGAAGUUCUCCGAGCAGGUCUAUAAGGUGGCCUCCUCUGACUUGGUCAACAUGGGAAUUGGUGUCGUCAGCUACACUCUCAAAGAUGUUCAUGAUGAUCAGGACUACCUACACUCCCUGGGUAAAGCCAGAACAGCCCAGGUGCAGAAGGAUGCCAGGAUUGGAGAGGCUCAGUACAAAAGAGAUUCUGUCAUGAGGGAGGCCCACGCCAUGCAGGAGAAGGUUUCAGCUCAGUACAAGAACGAGAUUGAGAUGGCAAAAGCCCAGAGAGACUACGAGCUGAAGAAGGCGGCCUAUGAUGUUGAGGUCAACACCAAGAAGGCUGAGUCAGAGAUGGCCUAUCAGCUUCAGGUGGCCAAGACCAAGCAGCGCAUCGAGGAGGAAAAGAUGCAGAUUCAGGUGGUGGAGCGAACGCAGCAGAUUACACUGCAGGAGCAGGAGAUCAUCCGCAAGGAGAAGGAGCUGGAGGCCAAAGUGAAGAAGCCUGCAGAGGCGGAGAAAUACAGACUGGAGAGGCUGGCUGAGGCGUCUCGCCUGCAGCUCAUCAUGGAGGCUGAAGCAGAGGCCGAGUCCAUCAGAAUGAGGGGCGAAGCAGAGGCUUUUGCUGUGGAGGCUAAGGGCCGCGCUGACGCCGAGCAGAUGGCCAAGAAAGCAGAGGCCUUCCAGCAGUACAAAGAUGGAGCCAUGGUGGACAUGCUGCUGGAGAAACUGCCACUGAUGGCGGAGGAGAUCAGCAAGCCGCUGUGCGCGGCUCAGAAGAUCACGAUGGUGUCCAGCGGCGGCUCAGAGGUGGGAGCAGCUAAACUCACUGGAGAGGUGCUAGAUAUCAUGACCAGGCUGCCCGCCGCUGUGGAGAAACUCACCGGCAUCCGCAUCUCCCAGGUUGGACUAACGCCCGCCCUUGUCCUUUAAGAAGAGAGGGAGAGAAGAAGUAAUCAGGAGAGGUGUUACUAAUAUUCAGACUCGGAGCUCCACAUCUCCUCCUUGUGCCUAUAAUCACUGUAAUGACGCUGCAGCACCGUAGUCUUGUUUGAUCACCUGUGUGCAUGUAUCUGUGUCUCUUUUUCAUGUUCCUCCUCCAUCUAAAUGUCAUUUUUUCAUCAUUCAUUAUUUGGUUCCUUAUGUUUCUGAUUGGUUGUACUUUUCUGCUGUGAGUGACGGCAAAAGCAGAUACAAUUAUUAAUGAAGCUACUUUUUUUACCAGGAGACAAAAGCCUCCAAGUAGGAUUUCCUGUCUUUAUUGUUUUAUAUGCAAUUUUUUUUGUACUUAACUGCAACCAGCCUCGUUUUCUCUGCAUUGGGAUUUGGUCAAUCAAAUGACAUCAGUUUUUUUUAACUUCUACUAAUGUAGACAUUUUUUUUGGCUGUAGUUUAGUGCCUUUCAAUUCAGUAAAUGAUGCUGAGCUCUUUAUCGCAGCAUGACCUCAUAGUUUUGUGUGUGGACGAAUCGUCGCUACCAUUGUAGUUCUGUAGAAUUGACAACCUAGCCUCAUGUUGUGUUAUCCACUCGUCCGUUAUAAAGAGACGUUGGGAUGUUGAUAGUUUACGCCACGUCUCUUUUGUAAUAACCGACUAGUCCAAAAUCACAUCAGUGGAAAGAUCGUCUUUGUGUUUCAGAGUGAAGGGGGAGGAAGUGGUUGAUGGGAACGACCUAAAAGGGUUUCCUGUUGAAAGUAAUGAAAGUCUGUUGUGGUGGAAAACAUGUCGUUGACUUUUCACUCUGCUGCAGUGUCUUCUGGAGUCUUGGUCUUUAUAUGACAAGAGUAAAGAAGAAGCAUCCCCUACUAACCAACUAACCUGCCUGCUGCUUCAAUGUGCUUGCUGUCUAGAGUUUAAACUGAAUUAUGAGAGAUUCUAUUAUGAUUUUUGUUCUUUUAUAUGGUGUACUGACUUUCCAUGAUAAUGUGAUUCCGAGUAUUACAGACUUUGACAGAUUUUAGCUCUUGCAUGUUGGAUGGCGUUGAAUAACAGUUCAGCACCUCUGAUCGGGAGCUCCUUUUUUCUGACUCUUCUCUAGCAGUUAAAAGCUUUCCAGCUGCCAAGCCAUAUGCAUUUUGUUACCGCCAAGUGCCUGGUCAAAACUCAACGGUCAAGUCAAGUUGACUUCUUUACUUAUUACACUUCUCUGUCAGGGAUUUUUUCCUCACACCCAACUGAUCCUAAGCCAUUGACCGUCACUAGCGACGGCCGUAGAUGAUAAGCCAAAUCAGUCUCUACUUGUGUUGAUUUAUCUUGUGACUAAUAUUUCCCUUAAAAAAUGUGUUGUUGCAUGUCUGUACUUCAAGUUGACAUAAUUAUUACAUAGCUUUCAAGUUGUAUACUAGUCACAUAUUAGAGAUUUAUCUGUAGUGAAAUAUUCUGAGAUGAGGUAGACAUUAAAAUGACUGUUUAAUCACUGAAA